Molecule: messenger RNA, 1391 nt
Organism: Plutella xylostella (diamondback moth)
Lineage: Eukaryota; Metazoa; Arthropoda; Insecta; Lepidoptera; Plutellidae
Gene: Tua2
Product: alpha-tubulin
Biological process (GO): microtubule-based process
Cellular component (GO): microtubule
Molecular function (GO): structural constituent of cytoskeleton; GTP binding
Source: RefSeq, a predicted model, not a curated record
UUCCAGAGGGAAUGCAUCUCCGUGCACAUCGGGCAGGCGGGCGUGCAGAUCGGCAACGCGUGCUGGGAGCUGUACUGCCUCGAGCACGGGAUCCAGCCCGACGGCCAGAUGCCCAGCGACAAGACCCUGGGCGGCGGAGACGACUCGUUUAAUACGUUCUUCAGCGAGACCGGCGCGGGGAAGCAUGUGCCGCGCGCGGUUUUUGUGGAUUUGGAGCCUACUGUCGUUGACGAGGUCCGCACGGGCACGUACCGGCAGCUGUUCCACCCGGAGCAGCUGAUCACGGGCAAGGAGGACGCGGCCAACAACUACGCGCGUGGACACUACACCAUCGGCAAGGAGAUCGUGGACGUCGUGCUGGAUAGGCUGAGGAAGCUGGCUGACCAGUGCACGGGGCUGCAGGGAUUUCUGGUGUUCCAUUCGUUCGGCGGCGGCACGGGCUCGGGCUUCACGUCGCUGCUGAUGGAGAGGCUCUCCGUGGACUACGGGAAGAAGUCCAAGCUCGAGUUCUCCAUCUACCCCGCUCCUCAGGUGUCAACAGCAGUAGUGGAGCCCUACAACUCGAUCCUCACCACGCACACGACGCUGGAGCACUCGGACUGCGCCUUUAUGGUGGACAACGAGGCCAUCUACGACAUCUGCCGCCGCAACCUGGACAUCGAGCGUCCGACGUACACCAACCUGAACAGGCUUAUUGGACAGAUCGUCUCCUCCAUAACCGCCUCACUCCGCUUCGACGGCGCGCUCAACGUGGACCUGACGGAGUUCCAGACGAACCUGGUGCCGUACCCGCGCAUACACUUCCCGCUCGCCACCUACGCGCCCGUCAUCUCCGCCGAGAAGGCCUACCACGAGCAGUUGACCGUCGCCGAUAUUACUAAUGCUUGCUUCGAGCCGGCUAAUCAGAUGGUGAAAUGUGACCCGCGUCACGGAAAAUACAUGGCUUGUUGCAUGUUGUACAGAGGUGAUGUUGUACCCAAAGAUGUAAACGCAGCCAUUGCGACGAUCAAGACAAAGAGGAGCAUCCAGUUUGUCGACUGGUGUCCUACCGGUUUCAAGGUGGGCAUCAACUACCAGCCGCCGACGGUGGUGCCGGGCGGGGACCUGGCCAAGGUGCAGCGCGCCGUGUGCAUGCUGUCCAACACCACCGCCAUCGCCGAGGCCUGGGCUAGACUGGACCACAAGUUCGACCUGAUGUACGCGAAGCGCGCCUUCGUGCACUGGUACGUGGGCGAGGGCAUGGAGGAGGGCGAGUUCUCCGAGGCUCGUGAGGACCUGGCUGCGCUGGAGAAGGACUACGAGGAGGUCGGAGUAGACUCCACCGAGGGCGAGCUGGAUGAUGAUAAUGAGUACUAGGGAGGGUGAACCCCUCAAGUUCACCACCACCGGCA